Molecule: messenger RNA, 4980 nt
Organism: Bubalus bubalis (water buffalo)
Lineage: Eukaryota; Metazoa; Chordata; Mammalia; Artiodactyla; Bovidae
Gene: CTCF
Product: CCCTC-binding factor
Exons: 12
Coding region: 401-2263 (620 amino acids)
Biological process (GO): regulation of transcription by RNA polymerase II
Cellular component (GO): nucleus
Molecular function (GO): RNA polymerase II transcription regulatory region sequence-specific DNA binding; DNA-binding transcription factor activity, RNA polymerase II-specific
Source: RefSeq, a predicted model, not a curated record
UCCGAGCCUGUGGAGCGAUUAAACCGUGCGCGGAGCUGCUUCUUUGGCGGCAGCGGCGGCGGCGGAAGCCGGUGCGGGUGCGCGGAGCUGGCUGGGGACGCCGGGUGGCCGGAGCGGUGGAGCGGCGGCGGAGCGAGCGCUGCGGGGGGUGUGGCGCGGAGAAUGAUUACAGACCUGGGUCCAAAGAACAAGAUGCAGUAGCGGACAGAUUGCUGACCAGAGGCUUGAGAUCUGAGUUCUGUUUUCCCUGCUCAAACUGACUUUGCAGCCACGGAGAGGGUACAAAGUGGUAUGAUUCCGGGGUACUUGAAGCCACAAGAUAAACAUGACUCAUCUUCUUGGAGCUUCAGUUGUGCUCACUGAGGGGGCGGUGAGUUAAGUAAUUUAACGGGAAGGGGAAAUGGAAGGUGAGGCGGUUGAAGCCAUUGUGGAAGAGUCUGAAACUUUCAUUAAAGGAAAGGAGAGAAAGACUUACCAGAGACGCCGGGAAGGGGGCCAGGAAGAGGACGCUUGCCACCUUCCCCAGAACCAGACUGAUGGUGGUGAGGUGGUCCAGGAUGUCAAUAGCAGUGUACAGAUGGUGAUGAUGGAACAGCUGGAUCCUACCCUUCUUCAGAUGAAGACUGAAGUCAUGGAGGGUGCAGUCGCUCCAGAAGCAGAGGCUGCCGUGGACGAUACCCAGAUUAUAACCUUGCAGGUUGUAAAUAUGGAGGAACAGCCUAUCAACAUAGGAGAGCUUCAGCUUGUACAAGUACCUGUUCCUGUGACUGUACCUGUUGCUACCACUUCAGUAGAAGAACUUCAGGGGGCUUAUGAGAAUGAAGUGUCUAAAGAGGGCCUUGCAGAAAGUGAACCUGUGAUAUGUCACACCUUACCUUUGCCUGAAGGGUUUCAAGUGGUAAAAGUGGGGGCCAAUGGAGAGGUGGAGACCUUAGAGCAAGGGGAACUUCCACCUCAGGAAGAUCCUAGUUGGCAAAAAGACCCAGACUAUCAGCCACCAGCCAAAAAAACAAAGAAAACCAAAAAGAGCAAACUGCGUUACACAGAGGAGGGCAAAGAUGUGGAUGUGUCUGUGUAUGAUUUUGAGGAAGAGCAGCAGGAGGGUCUGCUGUCAGAGGUUAAUGCAGAGAAAGUGGUUGGUAACAUGAAGCCUCCAAAGCCAACAAAAAUUAAAAAGAAAGGUGUAAAGAAGACAUUCCAGUGUGAGCUUUGCAGUUACACAUGUCCACGGCGUUCAAAUUUGGAUCGGCAUAUGAAAAGUCACACUGAUGAGAGACCACAUAAGUGCCAUCUCUGUGGCAGGGCAUUCAGAACAGUCACCCUUCUGAGGAAUCACCUUAACACACACACAGGUACUCGUCCUCACAAGUGCCCAGACUGUGAUAUGGCCUUUGUGACUAGUGGAGAAUUGGUGCGGCAUCGUCGUUACAAACACACCCAUGAGAAGCCAUUUAAGUGUUCCAUGUGCGAUUACGCCAGUGUAGAAGUCAGCAAAUUAAAACGUCACAUUCGCUCUCACACUGGGGAGCGUCCUUUCCAGUGCAGCUUGUGCAGUUAUGCCAGCAGGGACACAUACAAGCUGAAAAGGCACAUGCGAACCCAUUCAGGGGAAAAACCUUAUGAAUGUUAUAUUUGUCAUGCACGGUUUACCCAAAGUGGUACCAUGAAGAUGCACAUUUUACAGAAGCACACAGAAAAUGUGGCCAAAUUUCACUGUCCCCACUGUGACACUGUCAUAGCCCGAAAAAGUGAUCUGGGUGUCCACUUGCGAAAGCAGCAUUCCUACAUUGAGCAGGGCAAGAAAUGCCGGUACUGCGAUGCUGUGUUUCAUGAACGCUAUGCCCUCAUCCAGCACCAGAAGUCACACAAGAACGAGAAGCGCUUUAAGUGUGAUCAGUGUGAUUACGCUUGUAGACAGGAGAGGCACAUGAUCAUGCACAAGCGCACCCACACUGGGGAGAAGCCUUAUGCCUGCAGCCACUGCGACAAGACCUUCCGUCAGAAACAGCUCCUUGACAUGCACUUCAAACGCUAUCAUGACCCCAACUUUGUCCCUGCGGCCUUUGUCUGUUCUAAGUGUGGGAAAACAUUUACACGUCGGAAUACUAUGGCAAGACAUGCGGAUAAUUGUGCUGGUCCAGAUGGUGUAGAAGGGGAAAAUGGAGGAGAAACGAAGAAGAGUAAACGUGGAAGAAAGAGAAAGAUGCGUUCUAAAAAGGAGGACUCCUCUGACAGUGCUUUUACAUUUAGGAAGCUGGUCUAGAUUUGAGCAGUGAAUCUAAUGGACAUGAAGAAGGUUGCUUAAGCAUCCUGACCAACUUCUGGUUUGACUGCCUGUGUCAGCCUAGCCUUGAGAUGUGUUGAUCAAAUCCAUGAAGGUCAGCCUUUCUCUUCCUACCUUAAUCUCCCCAUUUAUAAUUUAAAACUUUGCCAAUUUUCCUAACAUUGAUGUUCUUUGGGGUGUUAGUCAUGAAAUCCAGGCAGAAGGUAUAUGUGUUGAGGCGCUAAACUCAUGCAGUGGGGUGGAGAGCAAGAGUGUUGGUAAUGUAGGAGUCACAUUUGAUGAGACAAACUCAUUCCAAAGUGUGAGGUUUUAUAAUGUGGAUGCUUGGGUUACUGGCACCUAGUUGAGAAGGCCCAUCCAUGGCUUCAGUGUUUGAGACUUGUGGAAAAGGGUGCAGAGGAGUUCUGUUUUGGGGAAGGUGCGUACAGAUGAUGCCUGAUGGAUUUCUGAGAAGCUCUAAGUUUGUCUUCCAUGUUGCUUUGUCAGAAAUAGUGGGAAAGGAAAGGAAAUUUCUGAAAACUGAAUAUAUGUAUCACUUUAUUGGUUUUAUUAUAAAAGUUGUUCGUGAAAAUACUAGGUCUUUUAUAUUUAAAUAUAUAAGAAAGUCCCUUUUGGUUUUUUAUCUUAAUAAAGCCUUCACUUUUCUAUUCAGAACUUUUUAUGGGGGAAUAUUCAUCUAAGCAUAAGAGUAAUUUAAUUUUUGCUGCCUUCUCUAGUGGAAAAUCUUGGGUUUUAAGUGAAUGCCUCCUUUAAAAUGUCACUUUGCUUAAUUUUCUUUUUUCACUUUGUUUAAUUUUUUGUUGUUGUUGUUUAAUUUUUAUAAAAGCACAUCACACUCUACUGAGAAUCAUUGUGGAAUCCCUUUGGUAAAGAAAUUGAGUGGACUGUUGGAGGUGCCAAGUAAUGUCAGUGGGCCUCAAGAACCAGCAGAGAUGCCCAGAUAAACUUGAGCUUCAGGACACCUGCAGUAGCUCUUGGCUGCCGAACCUUCUCCAGCCACAGACAUGCCUUUUUUCUCAUGGCACUGCCAUGGUCACUUCUGUGGUUCAUCUCCCAGCUAGACCAGCUCCACUCUCCUAAUUGUACUUUUACCAGAAUCAGCUGCACAGUUUAAUGAGAGUUCCUAAUAGGUUUCUAUGGUUCCUCCUUUCGUCUUCUGCACUGGAGAAGACAGAAGGAGGAGUUGCACGGCUUUGUUUGGGGCCUGUUGUCUCUUUAUCCCAGAAUGUUUGGACUGGUGACGGCCAGAAUCAUAUAUGUUCCCUCCCAGAAGUUCUGCCUGUUGGUCAUCGAGAGAAAUUGACCACCAGAGUCUAAUACUAUUUUCAAGGCUUUUAACCAAAAUCUCUCCAAUCCAGUAAGCUUUUGACCCUAUUAACUUUGUGUGCUUCUCCCCCUGCCCCCUGCUUAGUUCUGACUGAAUUUGUUUAGCUUUCUAGGCGUUGGGCCAACUUAGGCAAUAGGGGACUUGAAUAAGUUCAGCAGGGAAGCAUGUCGUUCUUGACACGCUGCCACGUACCAGUACGUUCCCCACAUUUUCACUUAGGAUUUCAGUCACUUGACAAGGCUUUUUGUCCUGAUGAUCAGGCAUUUACCCACAGAUUUCUAAAUUUAAACAUUUGGUGUGAGCAAAAGAGAAUGUGCUUGUAACCUGUGCUUCUUGGAGGAAGGCAGGCAGGAUAUCUUUUGUGCCAUGGCAGUGGGGGAGGGGUAGCAAGAGCUCUUCAGUUGCCUACAGGUGUGGGCAGCAGAACACCCCUAAACUGUGGUUAGUUGUGCCUUAUAAAUCACUUUAGUUUCUCCGUUUCUAUAAAAUGAGGGUAAUACCUCUUACUUAAUGAAGCCUAUAUGGAAUAAUGGAGAAUUUUUAUAAACUCUGAUGUCUAGUGUAAAAAGCAUCUGUGAUGAUGUGGUAGAAUGUAAGUUGCAGAGCACAAUUACAGGCGUUAUCUCUUUGUGAUCCUUGAGAGUGCUUUAGAGAUUACACAAGGAAACUGAGGUUCAGUGUGGUUAUCAUCCCAGGUCACACACUUAGGAGAUCUGAGACUCAAAACUGUAUUAUCAGGCUCUUCAUCAGUGUUCUUUCUACAAUAGUUCCCUCUCCUUUUACGUGGUAAUUGCUUUAGGGAGAAGGUAAGGGAGUUAGGAGGACCUACUAGGUUUGGGGCAGCUGGGAAUUAAAUUCCAAAAUUUGACCUCAACACUUUUCCUAGUAAAUGGGGACUCACGGUGCUUCAAGAACUUUAUACACACAAACACACACACAUCUUCCACCACUCUUCAGGGGUCCAUCUCAGGCUUUGUGUCCUGUUUUAUCUGUGUAUAGUAGGUAGAGGGAACAUUUGUUUCAUUUUCAGCUUAAAACACCACUUGGCGGGGACGUUUAUAUAACUGGCGUAAGCUGGAGUUGCCUUUAAGAAUUUGAAGCUCAAUAUUUUGAUAUCUAAAGCCAAAAGAAUAUCCAGUCCACAUAAAAUAUGAAUAAUGGUAUCCAAGUUGAUUUGCUUAUUAACUUAGCAUUAAUAUGAGCUUACUUUGUUUAGUGCUGAAAACAAAAAUUCCAGUGAAAUGGAAUUUUUAAAUGGGCUGUUAACGAUGAAAAUAAAUAUUUAACUAGACUUCACAGGAUACAUGAUUAUUUGUGUGUUGCUUUUCCUUCCACCACUCGUCUCCUUGCCCCACCACCUCUUCUUCCU